Molecule: messenger RNA, 3831 nt
Organism: Trypanosoma conorhini
Lineage: Eukaryota; Euglenozoa; Kinetoplastea; Trypanosomatida; Trypanosomatidae
Product: putative ribonuclease inhibitor
Exons: 1
Coding region: 1-3831 (1276 amino acids)
Cellular component (GO): cytoskeleton
Source: RefSeq, a predicted model, not a curated record
AUGGUGCGGCGGGCGGAGUGCGACGAAGUGGCGGCCGUGCGCAGGCGCCUUGAGAGGGAGCGGGCGGCGCGGGCGGCGCGGCUGGAGGUGCAGGAGUCGCAGCUGGCCGCCCUCGCCGAGCAGGAGCGCGGCGGCGGCGAGCGGCUGGCGGCCGUGCGGGCAGAGUUUGACGCGCUCUCGUCCGCCGCGGGGCAGCAGGCCCAGCAGGUCCGCUCGCUGGCUGCCCUCCGCGAGCACCUCGGCGGCACCCGGGCGGAGCAGGAGCGGGCCGCCGCCGCCCUCCGGGGCGACGUGGCGCGGCACGAGGCGGCGCUGGCGGAGGCGUCGGCCGCCCUGUGGGACUACAAGGCGGAGGCGGCGGCGCGCGUUGUGGCGCUGCAGCGGCUGGCGCAGGAGCGACAGGGCGAGCUGGAGCGUGUGCGCCGUCUCAGCGAGCACGAGGUGGACACGCUGGCGGCGCACAACAAGGCGCUCGCCGAGGAGCUCAAGACGACGGCGGAGUCGCUGCUUCGUGUCCGCGGCGAGGCGGGGGCGCUCGCAAGCACGACGAGGCAGGCGCUCGCCGACGGGCAGCUGGAGGUGCGGAGGUGCACGGGGGUUGUGGAGCUGGUGGGGGAGCAGAACGCGGGGCUGCGGAGCGCGAUUGGGCGCGCGGAGGAGCUGCUCCGCCAGUCGGCCCACCACACCGGUGCGAAGGACAGCAUCAACCACAAGAGCCUCGUCGAGCAGGCAAGCCUCGUCGGCGAGCUGCACGCGGAGCUUCAGUCAACCCUGGAGAGGGUGCGACUCACAGCGGCGCAGCUCUGCUCCUUGUGUCGCCAGCAGCUAGCGGCUGAGCUGCCGCCACCGCAGCAAGGCCAGUCCCCGAACCCGCGGGAUGGGGAGGCGGCGGCGCCGCGAGGAGGUGCCGAUGCGGCUGCAGGUCCGCCGCCGCCGCCGCGUGAGGGCGUGGAAAGCGGGUCCGACAAGGUGGCUGCGGCGCAGCCGGGCGCCGCGGAGACGCAGGCUGACGCGUCGCAGGAGGUAUCGCGCCUUCGCGAGGCGCUCGAUGCGCUGAGUCGCGAGCUGCUACAAGAGCGCGCCGCGCGCGAGGCGGGGCUUCAGCUGGAGGAGGACGGCGUGGGGAGAGGUGGUGUCGACGCGGAGGCGGCGCGGCGCGCCGAGGAGGAGUGGCGCCGGCUGGAGCGGCAGGACGCCGCGAAGAAAGGGGCGGGUGAGGUGGCGCUGUCGUACGCGGUGCAGUUUGUCGACGGCACCAAGCGGCGCGUGGACGCCUUUCCGAGCGACACGGUGGCGAUGCUGAUUUCCCGUGUUGCCCUUCGCGCCGGCAUUGUGCGGUGGCGCAUGUUCCACCUCGCACAGCUCCUCGACGAGGAGGGCGUGCUUGGCUCGGUGCACCGCUACCUGAGCCACGGCGCGACGCUGGAGGAGGAGGGCGUCACGCCGCAGACGGUCCUGCUCUUUGGGUUCAAGCACUACAAGCGGCCGCUGCACUGGGACGACGCCGUGGCGCAGGAGUGGUUCUUUCGCCAGCUCCAGCAGCACGUUGUGCGUGAGUACUACCCAGUUUCGGAGGCGGUUGCGGUGCGGCUCGCGUCGUACGAGCUGCAGGCGGUCUUUGGCGACUUCACGGCACAGAAGUCGCUUCUGUACUUUGACCAGGUUGGCCUUGAGGCGUACCUCCCCAUCUCGGUCUCGGCCCACGCCUACGACUACUGGCAGGAGCGGCUGGCGCGGAACCACCGACGGCGCGCCGGGCUGACCGCGGCGCAGGCGCGCUGCGGCUACAUCGACCUUCUCAGCGCGACGCCGUGGUGGGGGUUGACUUUCUUUGACGUGAGGGACCGUGACAACCGCCCCUUCCUCGCGGGAGUGGCGGAGGACGGCUUCUUUGUGUUCAGUGCGACGAAGCAGGAGUGCCUCGACGCGGUCCCGUUCCCUGACCUUGCCGGCUGGGAGCGUUGCCCCGCCGGCGUUGUGGUGCGGCGCCGCGGCUCCCACACAAUGACGCUCUACGCGACGAGCCAGCUGCAGGCGAAGGAGCUCGUGGACCUGCUGAAUGAGUACUACCUGCUGCUCCCGCAGCGGGUGCGGGAGGAGGCGCACAUUGACGUUGUGGACGCGGAGGGUGUGCGUGCUGGGCUGGCGAGCCCGACGCUGUUCGACUCCCCCGUGGUGGGCCGCCCGCCGCCCGCCCCGUACGGGUCGCGCGUGGAGUGCAUGAAGGCCGCGUACAUGUCGUACUGCACGGGCCCCGAUGAGUUGGGGCGGCAGCGCGCCCCGGCGGCGGCACUGCUGCGGGCGAUGGACCGGGCUGUGGACGACGGCACGGCGCUGGAUGCGCUGGAUCUCGCGCUGUCCGACCCUCCCGUCGACGACAGGCACUUUGCCGCCAUUGCGGAGAUCCUGACGUUUGCGCUCCGAGAGUACCGGCCGCCUGGGCCGCGCGGGGAGUGGAGGGAAAACGUUGACGUCACGGCGGUGCUGCUUGCGCAGCCCUCGGCGGCGCGGCAGCUCUUGUCGGCGUCCUCCGUGCCGAGAAUCGCAGGGGUGGUCGCGCUCUUCCCCGGGCUGCGGACGCUGGACCUCGCCUACAUCCCGCUGGACACGGCGGCGGAGCAGCUCGGCGGUGCGCUGGCCGCGGGGGCGACGCAGCUGCGGCGGUUGGUGUUGAAGGGCUGUCGCAUUGGCGCGCGGGCGCUGCAGUCGCUUUUGCCCGUCGUUGGGUCGCAGCCGCCGGGCCCCCUGGAGCACCUCAGCCUCGAGGACAACUUCUUGACGCACGCCGCCGUACACCCUCUCUGUGAGCUGCUCAGGCACGGCCGCACCGCGUUGGCGGAGCUGAACCUCGCGUUUAACCGCCUUGAGCCGUCGGGCGUCGAUGCGCUCGCCGCGGCCGCGCUCGCCGCGUCUCCGCAACUGCGGUCGCUGGACCUCUCCGGCAACCCCGGCCUCCAGCCGCCGUCGAUGCGGGCGGCCCUGCUGGUCGCCAAGGGCAGUGGCAUUGCCCAACUCGCCCUCCGCCGCUGCAAACUGCACUUUGCACUCCUUGGCGCGAUGGACGCGGAGCUGGUCUCCAACGACGACGUUGUGGAGCUGGACCUGUCGACGAACCCCCUUGGCGACGGCGCCGACGCACGCGCGGCAACGACGGCGUUUCGCUUUUUGGGUGACCGGCGGUCUGUGAGCCACGUGGAGGUGCUUCGCAUGGACGAGUGCGGCUUGACGGAGGACGGGCUGGGGGACGCGCUUGGGGGCGCCGUGGCGUCCAACCGCGCGCUGCGGCGGCUUUCCCUGCGCGGCAACGGCCUGGCGCGGGCAACGGGGUUCCUGCCGCCGCUGGUGGCGGAUGCCGUGGGCGUCCACCCUGCCCUGUGCGUCCUCGACCUGUCGGACAACGGCGUUUCACACGCCGGCUGCAUGCGGCUCUUUGCGGCCCUUGUGCGCAGCAAGACCAUCUGCGAGCUUUACCUUGACGGGAAUUGCCUGGGCGACGCCGUGGAGCCGGCAGGCUGGACGGAGCUUGUCGUGCUUCUCGAGAACAGUGCCUCACUGAACGUGCUCAGCCUGUGCAACACCGGGCUGCCCGACGCCGGGCUGCAGCGGGUGGGCGAGGGGCUUUCGCGCAAUGCCGCACUGCACACCCUCGUGGCGAGCGGCAAUGCCUUCACGCCGUCGGGCGUAGCGGCUUUUGCGCGUCUCAUCCACCGCAAUGUGGCGCUCAAGGCGUUGGACUUGUCGACGGAGACGCUUCGUCACGACGAGGCGGUGUACGCGGACACGCUCCGCCUGUUGUCGGGUGCGGGACGGCUUGAUUCCGUGCAGCUGUAG